AAAAUUUAGAAAAGGUAUUUGCGAUUAUUGUUGCAGCUACCGUCUGGUGCAAAGCCUCGAGAUGAAGUAAGGCUAAGAUGCAGUGAAGUUUGAAAUGCCUUGAAUAAAGUACUCUGAUGGAAAGCCAUUCAUUAGCGCAGUAUCUUAAUUAGUUCAAAAUGCUUAUUGUGAUAUUGGGUGCAGUCCUUUGUGGGGUGAUCCUAACUUUAAUGGUGCAAGCCUAUCUACUGCGGACAUUCUUUCUACACAUUCCAGUGACCAAGCCACCUUUUAAACCACAGUCAGCCGGCUUCUCUUUACCAAAGGAACUGCAGGAUAUUUUGAAGAGCUCUACAUCUGAGGUUGGAACAGAGACAUGCUUGGCCCUUAAUCUACUCAUACAGUUCCUUUUCCAGGAAUUGAAGGAUACUAAUAAAACAAGAAGGUGGGUGACUGAAAAGUUGAACAUAGAGUUUGCUGAGCUUCUAACACAGACCACUACAGGCAAACUACUCGACAAUAUUAGCGUGAGGGACUUUUCACUGGGAGAUGCUUUCCCUAUUAUCAAAGGAGGGACCAUAAAACCAUGUCAUAGCAAUGAUAACUACAAGACACUUGAGGAAGUCAACAUUGAGGUUGAAAUCGACUAUGACGGGGGAUUCCAGAUUGGUGUUGAUGUUGACCUUGUAUUUGGAAAAACUGCCUUUCUUUCCGUAAAAGUUAAAAAGUUACAAGGAACAGCGAGAUUACAGUUUACUAGGCAGCCGUUUUCUCACUGGUCAUUCUCAUUUUACCAGGAGCCUUUAUUGGAGUUAGAUGUGGAGUCACAGUUUGAAGGCAGACCUCUCCCCCAGAUCACCUCACUUAUAGUUAACCAGAUAAGAAGAACAGUACGAAAAAAGCACACCCUACCAAACUACAAAAUCCGCUACAAACCUUUCUUCCUACCCCAAGAGCCUAAUCUGACAGUGCGAGAGAUCAACCUGCAUGGGAACAGUAUUAGCCUUGGCCAAUUAGAUGUUACCAUAACUGAGUGUAGCCGACUACAACAAAUUAUACCAGAUUCUAAAAUGUAUUGCACUCUUGCAGUAGAUAAACUACCCUGGAUUGAAAUGAUGUCAUCUAAAAGGAAGUUGUGGGUGACACAUGAUAUAGAAAUUGUUCGUGCUCAGUCUCCGUCCAUUGGAAUCAUCUUUAAAGAUGAAUUCGUGCUAGACCGAUAUGAGGAAAUGGUUGUCGUAGAAACAGUUCACCCCAAUUCUCCCGCCUACAUGGCCGACAUAAGAAAGAGUGAUGUACUUAUUGCAGUCAAUGGCACAAGAAUAAGCUCACUGAAGCAAGCAGCAAAGUCAAUUAAACAAGCUGGAGACAAAUUAAGUGUGAGGAUUGAGAGAUGUUCCAGAAUAUCCAACAUUCCAAAUAAUUCCAGUGCUCCAAAUGUAGAGAUGCGAGGCUUGGAGGACUCAGUUAGUUACAAGGACAACUUUGAUGGUGGACCAGAAUAUGGGGAUGAUGAAGAAUAUAUCAACAUCAACAUGAAACAUGUACAGGAUGAUGAAUCCACAGCUGUAGCAGCUGUAGCAACCACAACAGCUCCAACAGGGGAUCAAACAUCAACUAAGAAGUUCCCAUUCCUCCCAAGUAAGCCACAACUUUUCCAACGUAAGCGAUCUAGGACCACCACAGAUCAAGAUUCCAGGGGGUCCCCCCAAGGAAGUCCUGUGUUGAAAUCUCACAUACCACCAGAGGGCUCUGAAAGUCUUAAGUCUGGCCUUGGGGCACGACCUCGUGCUAAAAGUGACACAAGGCUUGAUAUAAAAAAGGAAAAUGAUGACAGCUCUUCCACAGAGUUUGAAAAUGAGGCUAUGAUAGUUGACAGUGCUGGUGGGGAUGCGCGACAGAUAGAAGAGCAGUCAUAUUCCCGUUUCAACCUACUUAAAACUAGAAUGGUCCCAUCAAUUGUAUGUCCAGUGUGGGAUCAGAAGUUUGAUCUUCAGAUUGAAGCUGAUGACAAGUUCUGUAAUAUCUGUGUAUGGUGUAAAGUACCAGAGAAGCUAGACAAGCAUGACCGUGUCAUCAAGCCAGAGAAGGAUAUUCUCCUUGGACAUGUGAGUGUAAGUGUAGCUGAUAUAGCUCUGGAGUGUGCAGCUACCUUACAGGGGGAUUGCCAGUUAACAUACAAACUUUCACCACCAGACAUCAAGGCAGGAGCAAGUCGUGGGAAAAUUCAUCCCCUGGCAGUACAUCGUGGAUUUGACAGUUCCUUAUGUCAUGGUGACAUCACACUUUACUUCCGCCAUGUUCCAUCUGGCCUCUCUUUGGAUGACAGGAAGCAGUUACAAAAGAUGACACCUCAGCUGCAACCGGAUGAUGCGGAAUCUGGUCUUGUGUCGUUGGAUACAGAGCCAGAUCUUCUUAAACAGGGUGAAUCCGAGGAAGAAGACAGGCACGUGUUUAUAAGCACAAACUUUCAAUCCACAACCCAGUGCAAUUUCUGCAGUAAAAAGAUAUGGUUAAAAGCAGCAUUCCAGUGUAAAACUUGUCAGAUGAUUUGUCACAAAAAAUGUCGGGAAAAAUGUCAAGCACAGACUCUUUGUAGCAAGGAUGGUUUUUCAUACAAGGCAGGUUUCAAGCCAACGAUUUCAACCGAUGAGCCUGACAAUGAAUCUACAAAGUCACAAAACAUUUCCAAAACGAUCCAACCAGUAAAGCUGUUCAACAAGCUUCGACGUCGCGAUUCUCCACAUAGAGACAAUAACCAAUCAUCUGUCUCGAAACUUAAAGAGCGUAAAAGUUCAACAAGUAGUUCUGAAAGUAGUUCCGGUCGAAAGCGUAACAAUUCUGCCCCAGAGGUUAAACUGGAGAAAGAGUUAUCGGGUGAAAGAUUAGAGGGCCUGAUAGCAUUGAAUGACAGUAAUCUGGCUCGCACUAGAUCGUCAACAUCAAUAGAUAAGAUCACACAGGAUUCGGACAACCAGCAAAAUAAGAGUGCAAGUGAGGCAGACACUGACUCGGAUGACGAGAUGAAUUUGAUGAACCUCAAAUUUCUGGAAUCCCACAAGUUGAAAUCAUCAGAAGAACGAGCGAUGUCCUAUGCCAAAGAGAUGGGGAGAGAGCUCUAUAUGAACUUGCACCCAGAGGAAAGAAGAGAAAAGCUGGACAAUAUGAUCACAAAACUUCAACGAGAGAUUGACAGAGAAUCAGAAGUGCGUGCAGAACUGGCGCGCAGUGAAAGAGAGGCUGGGAAGACAUCUAAACAGAGGUCACAAAUAAGAAUAAAGAUAGCGAAGUGUGAUGAGCGUAUCCAAGCAUUGGCUUUAUUGAUGCUACAUUACUGCGCUGGUCUUCAGCAUUGCAUGGACCAAAUGGAAGACCAAGAGCAGGAGACCAUGUCAGGGGAUGUCAGCUCCAUGGGAGAUGUCAACCCUAUUGGGGAUGUCAGUUCCACUAGGGACCCAAGUAUUAAUGAUCCAGCUCUUCAAAAUGAUGAAACAUUCAUUGGAGAUGAUGGGCUUAAUGAUCCAAGUGAUACUACUUUUGAUUUAAGUGCUAAUGUUAGUGGAAGUGCUGGACACCUUAGUGAUGGUUCUGCCAUAGGAAUGAAUAGCUCAUCAUUUAUAAAUGAAGGAGAAAAAUUGGAAUCUCGGAAAGAACAACCAGGAACAUUGGACAGUGAAGAUUCGCCAUUGCACUCUGCUUCUGUUUAAGAUCAGUCAAUGGUAAAACUCUCAAUGAUUUGCAAUUAUU
Owenia fusiformis is the source of this 3726-nucleotide messenger RNA. The record is from the annotation of a GenBank genome assembly. NCBI's taxonomy places the organism in Eukaryota, Metazoa, Annelida, Polychaeta, Sabellida, Oweniidae.